Molecule: messenger RNA, 840 nt
Organism: Orussus abietinus
Lineage: Eukaryota; Metazoa; Arthropoda; Insecta; Hymenoptera; Orussidae
Gene: Arpc3A
Product: actin-related protein 2/3 complex subunit 3
Exons: 4
Coding region: 138-671 (177 amino acids)
Biological process (GO): regulation of actin filament polymerization; Arp2/3 complex-mediated actin nucleation
Cellular component (GO): cytoskeleton; Arp2/3 protein complex
Molecular function (GO): actin filament binding
Source: RefSeq, a predicted model, not a curated record
UACGGCUCGUGUUGGCUCGUAUAGUCAUUUACUUGAUUCGUGCAAAUAGUUAUCCCAUUCAUAUGUACUGAAUUUUCUUUAACUUUUUGCACGAUAUAAGUGUUAUCUUGUUACACAGUUUCCAAAAAAGACAAAGAAUGCCGGCUUAUCACUCGACUUUUGUUGACAAUAAUUCAAUGCUUGGAAAUAUGGCUCUUUUGCCACUGAAGACAUCUUUCAGAGGACCAGCCCCUACUUUCAAUAAUCAAGAGCUUGAUAUAAUUGAUGAAGCUUUAUAUUCAUUUAGAGCAAACGUUUUUUUUAGAACAUACGAGAUAAAGAGUGAAGCUGAUAGAGUUUUGAUUUACAUUACGCUCUAUAUCACAGAAUGUCUGAAAAAGUUGCAGAAGUGUGCAACUUCAAAUCAAGCAUUAGGCGAGUUGUAUUCCUUGGCAGUUUCUAAAUUUGAUAUACCCGGUGAUCCUGGUUUUCCUUUAAAUUCUGUAUAUGCAAAGCCAGUCAAUUCAACUGAAGCGGAUCUGAUGCGGCAAUACUUGCAACAAAUUAGGCAGGAGACAGGCAUACGACUCAUUGAGAAAAUCUAUGGAGAGGAUGGCAAGCCAAGUAAAUGGUGGCUUUGCUUUGCAAAGAAGAAAUUUAUGGACAAAUCAUUAUCCGGUCCUGGACAAUGAUCAUUCCUUAUUGGCGAUUAAUUAAUUAAUAUAGUUACGUUUAAUUAAUUUAAUUUAGUCAAUUACUUUUAGAUUUGGUAUAACGUAACUUUUUACCUUUGUCACUAUAUGUAUCAUUUUCGUUCUACAAUGAUUAAAGUAAAGAUAAAUUAUUAUACGUUAGCAUGAA